UUUAACCUCCAUUCGCACCCCUUUGUAAUCCCAAAAAACUUGCAAUCGUCCGCCCCGCUGUUUUGGUCAUUCAUGUCGAUUUAAGGGCCGACGGUACCGGUUGGUUUGGAGCGGAAACGGGGGUGGCCGUUUUUUUGUUAACGGCAACCUGAGAACAGUUUUUGGUGUGACCAAAAGAAAUAUCCUUAGGGGAUACUCUCUACUCUGUGGACCUAACCAAACUUAGUGGCGCAUUCCAAUUUAUUUAAAUAAAGCAGGAAUUGAACAAAUAAACUGUUUUAUAAUGGGAAAAACAAAGAAAAUGAAGCCCUCGCAAGUUGCAAACAAAAGUUCUUUAGAAGAGGAUAUUUAUAAUACAAAAUUUGCGACAUCAAAAAACCGGAACAAAAUUCGACUACGUCAGGACGAAGAAGGACAGUAUGUAGAUUCAGGCUUAACUCGGAAAAUUUUAACAGCCGCCCGUCAGCAACAAAAAGAAUUACAAGAAUCCGAUUGCGAGGUUGGUAAUAGCAGGAAGAAGAUUUUAAGUUUGGAAGAUGGAAAUGAGUCUGGAUCAGAGGUGGAGGAAGAUGAUUUGGAACCAGACACAUACUAUGAGAACAUCGAGAUAAACGAGGAAGAUGAGAAAGCGAUGGAAAUGUUUAUGAGUAAUAAUCCACAGCCAAGAAGAACUUUGACCGAUAUAAUAAUGGAAAAGAUUACUGAAAAGCAGACAGAAUUGGAAACACAUUUUAGUGACGCCGGAUCUAUGCAAUUAAAAGAUUUAGACCCCAGAGUUAAGACAAUGUUUGAGGGGGUUAGGGAUGUACUACGGAAGUAUAGAAGUGGAAAGUUGCCAAAGGCUUUUAAGAUAAUACCCAGUUUAAAAAAUUGGGAGCAGAUACUCUAUAUAACAGACCCACCGACGUGGUCAGCAGCAGCAAUGUACCAGGCCACAAGAAUCUUUGCAUCAAAUCUAAAGGAAAAAAUGGCUCAAAGGUUUUACAAUCUGGUACUGCUUCCAAGGAUCAGAGACGAUUUGGCCGAAUAUAAACGAUUAAAUUUUCACCUUUACCAAGCUUUAAGAAAAGCACUCUUCAAGCCUGGGGCCUUUAUGAAAGGUAUACUAUUACCUUUAUUAGAAAGUGGAAAUUGCACAUUACGAGAAGCAAUCAUAAUUGGCUCAGCGGUUGCCAGAAACUCUAUACCAAUUCUGCAUUCCUCAGCCGCAUUACUUAAAAUAGCUGAAAUGGAAUAUACGGGGGCCAACUCAAUUUUUUUGAGGAUAUUUUUGGACAAAAAAUAUGCCUUGCCAUUUAGAGUUGUUGAUGCUUUAGUGUUUCACUUUCUGAGGUUUGAGCGGGAUCAGCGACAGCUUCCGGUGUUAUGGCACCAGGCAUUUCUAACCUUUGCUCAAAGGUAUAAAGCAGACAUCUCUUCUGAGCAACGUGAUUGUCUGCUCGAAUUACUCAAAAAACAGAAACACCAUACAAUAACCCACGAGAUUAGGCGAGAACUGCAAAACGCAAAGUGUCGCGAUGCUGAAGACGCGGAACCCAAAAUGGAUAUGGAUUAAAAGUCUGGAAUAUUUGGAGUGUAUAUAUUUUAAGAUACAUUUAUCACAAACACGGCUACAUAAUAUACAAUAAAAAAUGUAAAAAAAUGCAAAGUUAAUUAUUUAUAAACAAAAAGUUAAGGAAAACAAAAAAAUGAGAUUCUGAUUUGAAAAACACUAUGGAAUAUCAAGCAUUGUCACAUAAAAAUCGCAGGGUCAUCAUUUUGUUUUCGAAAUUUUAUAAUUAAACUGUAGGGGUAUACAUACUUUGGAUAACAAAAACUAUAUUUUAAAUAUUUUGUCAUCUUACCAUUUUAUUAAACUUGCGCCGCAGGUGAUGUGAUAUGUGGGCUUUUUCUGGCUGCGGAAACAGAAUUUUAAAGAGCUUAGCUUAGGUCGAAAGUACUCUCUCUUUAAAUUCUGUUCUAUUAUUUAUAACCCACCAGUGAAUAUUUAUUGACAAUUUGAGACUGGCAGUUUUAAAGAAAAAAAAUAAGCUAAAUGUAAAUUGUAUAAAAAAAUAAAUUGCAAAUAACCACAACAAAGAUGGGGGAUUAUUUAGACAUUUCUUUAAAAAUCAAAUGGAACCAACUGUGCCUAAUAAUAAUUAACACAAAAUGGUUUAUCAAGGCAUCUAAAGAAAUAUACUAAAUUUGAGUCUUUUCCAUCCUUGGAAAUCCCUUUUCAAUUUAAUUUAAGACAAAUCUGGCACAGGAGCAAGAUGAACAGUUUAUUUUUGUUACUACCCUGAGCGAAUAUGCAAUUUAAAAUAUCUUUCUAUUUAUUUUUUCGCGAAAAUAAGAUAUUUGCAUUCCGUGUAUCAAAUCGGAGUAUAAAACAUUACAUUUACCUGGAGUCAAUAGAUAAAUCCAACUUAAAAACUUUUUACAGCCAAAUUCAGUGGCAAAAUGUUGGCUCCCCUAAUAAUUUUUUAAAAUUAAGUACAAUUAAUUCCGUCAAUAAUGAAGUUUUUACAACAAAAACAUAAAUUAACCUAAAACACUGGCCCAAACUUUUAAAUUUGAAUGUCACGAAUGUCAACUUUUGCAACAAGAACUUCUCACGCUUUUAUUACUAGUCUACAUUUGGAACGCAAUACUGAACAAACAAUAACUGGAAAAACUGUCUUAUAAAGGCUCUAAAAUUGACCUAAAUCGAUGCA
Molecule: messenger RNA, 2696 nt
Organism: Cylas formicarius (sweet potato weevil)
Lineage: Eukaryota; Metazoa; Arthropoda; Insecta; Coleoptera; Brentidae
Product: bystin
Exons: 4
Coding region: 284-1555 (423 amino acids)
Biological process (GO): rRNA processing
Cellular component (GO): cytoplasm; preribosome, small subunit precursor; nucleolus
Molecular function (GO): snoRNA binding
Source: RefSeq, a predicted model, not a curated record